UUCCUUUCUUGAGAACAGAGCACAGGCAUACAGCAACACCACAUAUUCACAAUCACCAAGAGCUGCAGUGAACAGGUACAGAACCUCCACAGACUGAAUGCUGAUCAGUAUAAUUAGAAAGAGAUGACACGUAAUAUUUAUGCAAACUGUAGCGCAAAGUAUGAAGACGUCUAUGAAAAUGACCUUCCGAGGACUCGAGUGACCAGAAGCAAUGAGGGAAAUAAGAGAUCAGGAGUUUACAGACUGGCUGCAAUGUGUGUGCUACUGCUGUUUGUUCUCCUGCUGACUGCCGUCAUAGUGCUGUGGGUCAAAUUAGUUACAGAACGCAACCUAAACAAAAAGUUAAAGCAGGAGAGAGAUCAACUUCAGGACCUAAGUGAGCAGUUAAAACAUGAGAAACAUGAAAUUCAGAACAUGUCGAAUGCUUUAGAUAUGCAGGACAAGCUGAAGUGGAAACGCUUUGGCUCCAGUCUUUACUACUUCACUGAUUUAAAGAACUGGACUGAGAGCAGACAGGACUGCAUAGAGAGAGGCGCAGACCUGGUGGUCAUUAACAGCAAAGAGAAACAGGAUUUCAUCGUAAAUGAGCUGCAAGGAAGUCGGAAAUGGAUUGGUUUGAGUGAUAGAGAAGAAGAGGGAACAUGGAAAUGGGUGGACGGCACACUACUGACCAACGGGCACUGGGGUUAUUCUCAGCCAGAUAAUAAAGAAAAUGAGGACUGUGCUGAGAUCGGGUUACCGGAAAGGCAUAACUGGAAUGACAGACCCUGCUUUGAAAAGCAAGGCUGGAUCUGUGAGAAGAGAGGUGAUUUGUGAGAAAUAAUAACGUUCACAAAUAAAUCAAGCUAAAGGCUUUCACUUCAAAUCAGUGAUGCAUCUUCCAUCACAUCUAUUUUGUGCAUUACUCUGCCUCCCUAUUACACUGCCCCUAGUGGCUGAAUUUCUCCAUCUCUUAGUUAGUGCAUUGUUUGUAUUUUUGCCACUUACAUAAUCAGCUGUACCACUUGAUCAGUAAGCUGUGAUGAUGUAACUUGUGCUUGAAGUGUGGUGCUUGUUUAGUUGUUUGUUUAAAUUCAUGUUUAUUACUUUUUUGUACAAUUGGCAAUAAAUUCUUGAUUAAAAUUAAUUCUAUGAGUUAAAAAAAA
Molecule: messenger RNA, 1145 nt
Organism: Tachysurus fulvidraco (yellow catfish)
Lineage: Eukaryota; Metazoa; Chordata; Actinopteri; Siluriformes; Bagridae
Product: perlucin-like protein
Exons: 5
Coding region: 124-816 (230 amino acids)
Biological process (GO): biological process involved in interspecies interaction between organisms
Cellular component (GO): external side of plasma membrane
Molecular function (GO): fucose binding; D-mannose binding
Source: RefSeq, a predicted model, not a curated record